CGUCGCUGUCGGGAUAAUUUAAAUGUUUUUUCCAGCUUCAAUUAGUUUCAAAAGACUUAGAGAGAGUGAGGAGACACAAAGAGAGAGAGAGAGAGAAAGACCCUGAGUUGAAACAUCGCACCACAAGUAAAGCCUACAAAAUGCAGCUGCAUGUCCUUUUCUCGUUGGUGCUUGUGCUGUUUGUAGUCCUGAUGACAGGGUCUUCUGAAGCUGGCAGGAACAAAAAAGAGAAAGGGAAGAAGUCGAGCUCAGCCUGCAGAGAAUGGCAGUGGGGAGCAUGUGAGCCAGCCUCUGGUGACUGUGGCACUGGACUCCGUGAGGGAACUUGCAAGGAAAAGGAAGAGACUAAGACUGUGAAGUGCAAGGUGCCAUGUAACUGGAAAAAGCAAUUUGGAGGUGACUGCAAGUACAAGUUUGGAAACUGGGGCGAGUGUGACACCGAGACUGGUCUAAAAACCCGCAACGGAACCCUAAAGAAGGCCCUGUUCAAUGCGGAGUGUGAGCAGUCAGUGAAUGUCACAAAGUCCUGUGAUAAAUCUAAGUCAAAAUCAAAAGGUAAGAAGGGGAAGAAGGGCAUGUGAGGAAGUUUCUAGAAACUGGACAGUAUAACCCACCUUCUUGUUGAUCUGAGCUGCAGCACAAUCUAUACAGCCACCCCUCACCAAAAUACCUUUUACCAAGCUUUUGUUGUAAUCUUCUAAUCUGUAGAAUUUAAUGUAAAAGAACUGCCUUUUUAAUCAUUGCUUUUUUAAAAAAAAAAUCUCCUUUUGCUUAUAAACCUGAGAGUCUGACGUGUACAGUACAUUUCUGCAAUGAUAUAAUUUCCAUGUAGAACGCCUUACAAAUCUCUAGGCUUGUAGUGGUUCUUUUUAUUAUUGUAUAUCAAUUGUCCCUUUUUAACCCCAUUCAAACUGUCAACAUCACCUGUCUCUGCAGAAAUCUUGAUCAUUAAUUUUCUAAGCCUUCUUGGCCAUCACACCUGAAGGCUUCUUUUUGCAAGAACUGAACUGAGCUACACACAACAUUUUUGAACAACUGAUGACAAGAUCAGAAGAGAAACUGUCAUUUUUCUUUACUGGCAUUGUUUUUUGACAGGAGGGUUUUAUUGUAACUCUGAAAUUAUGUCACAAUGUAGCACCACUAAAGUCUGUAUACUCUUUUUAUUUCAAAGCCAUGAGUUGGAGAUUUGGAAGGCGCAAAGUACUUCAUGGAUAAUAAUCCAUUUCCUGUCCUAAAUGUUUGCCAUUUACUGGAGAGAUCUUGGACUAGAGUUUUUUUUUCAAAUAAAAUCUUUUUAUAAACUUA
Molecule: messenger RNA, 1305 nt
Organism: Rhincodon typus (whale shark)
Lineage: Eukaryota; Metazoa; Chordata; Chondrichthyes; Orectolobiformes; Rhincodontidae
Product: midkine
Exons: 5
Coding region: 141-581 (146 amino acids)
Molecular function (GO): growth factor activity
Source: RefSeq, a predicted model, not a curated record